Molecule: messenger RNA, 1640 nt
Organism: Homarus americanus (American lobster)
Lineage: Eukaryota; Metazoa; Arthropoda; Malacostraca; Decapoda; Nephropidae
Exons: 2
Coding region: 111-1640 (509 amino acids)
Molecular function (GO): nucleic acid binding
Source: RefSeq, a predicted model, not a curated record
CAGUGUGCUUGUGGUGUGAGGCGGGGAGGGACGUAUAAAUUUGCUCGCGGGGAGCAUCCAUGCUAAAUAAGUUUUUAUAAGCGUAUCGACAAAAUUUUAAUUUAUUAUCAAUGAAUAUGGACACUAAAGAUUACGAUCAUGUCAGAAACCUCACUCUUUUAUUCUUCCUUGACCGGCUCAUGGACAAGGGUCAACCGCGGACGUUGCAUGACCUAAGCUGUCAGUUUGGGACUAAAGGUUUCACUAAGGAAAUGCGCCAGAUUGCUGGUGGCUCACAAUCUGGCUUGAGAAAGUUCCUGCAGCAGUAUCCGUCCCUGUUUACCUUGGAGGAUGACUAUGUGAGUGUUACGAACUACAGCAAUGGCAUUUCCAAUCCACACGACCCAACUGGCAAACUGCUUGGCAAACGGGACUAUGCCCAGGAAGCUGUUGAUUAUUUCGUGGGUAAAUUACGCCAGUAUGGAGCUGGGACAGAAGUACCAAUCAAAUCCUUACUUGGACAUCGGUCUCAGGCGUCGCCGGAGGUGCGCCAUGUCUCAGGACAACAUGUCAAGGAGUUUCGUGAUUUUCUUGUGCGAUAUCCCGAUGUGUUUGUUGUGAGGGAGGAGACGGUGAUCCUGAAGGAAUAUGAGGGAGCGGCGCCCCAACCCUUUAAGGAACUGGAGGUGCCGCAGAUCGACCCGGUCCUCACACAGCAGGUGUUACAGUAUUGUUCUGCGGCAUUGAUUAGAGGUCCGCUCAUCAUAGAGACGCUCUUCAACGGUCUCACCAAUGCCUUCCCGAAGGAGACGCUGUCACAGAUCUGCCGCUCUAGCAGCGACCUGGCCACCUUCCUCAAAAUGCACUCCAACUCCUUCAUGGUCCAGGCCAAUAUGGUGCGCCUCGUCCGCCCUGCCUCCUCUGGACCCAACACCGGGCAUUCUCACUUCUAUCAACCUCAGUUGCAGCAGCAACAACAAUCGUCACCUCCACCACCACAGCAGCAGCAACAACAGUUACAACAACAUAUCCCUCAACAACAACAGCAACCUCAACAACAACAACCACCACAACCACAACAACCAGUCCAGAGAGGAACUUCGUCGCCAGAUCGUGAAGAAAACUUGCCCAUGUCUCCCACUUCCCCCGGGUCACCCGCUCGUCCUCACCACCACCACCACCACCAUAACCAACAACAGCAGCAGCAGCAGCAGACGCUGAAGGCUCGGGUCAACUCCUUGCUGCGAAAGACCCUGGCUGACAAUAGUGAGCGUGACCGUGUAAGCUACACGGGUGGUGGAGAGGUGGGUGGGGAAGGUGUGACGGGACGACUGCUGCGACACACGCGGGUAGUUGUGUCGGUAAGGGAGGCUCGCCAGUUGGUGAGUGCCAUUUUAGGCGCCAGACAACCUGUCAGUUUUGACGGUGAAGGCGUCAAUCUUGGACCCUCCGGGCCCAUGACUCUCCUCCAGAUAGGACUAGUAUCGGGACAUAUAUACAUCUUCGACGUCAUGGUGGAGCGAAGUCUUAUGUACGAGGGAGGACUAAGGGAGCUCCUAGAGUCUACAGACAUUGUCAAGGUAAGGACUCGCUACUGUUACCAAUACUCACUCAUUAUUAUUAUACGAACAUUAAAUUUCCUCAUAACUGUGCGUAUUUAG